Messenger RNA from Pelodiscus sinensis (Chinese soft-shelled turtle), 936 nucleotides. Its product is annotated as olfactory receptor 51G2-like. Gene Ontology annotation, biological process: G protein-coupled receptor signaling pathway. Gene Ontology annotation, molecular function: olfactory receptor activity; G protein-coupled receptor activity. Gene Ontology annotation, cellular component: plasma membrane. NCBI's taxonomy places the organism in Eukaryota, Metazoa, Chordata, Testudines, Trionychidae. The record is from RefSeq and is a predicted model, not a curated record.
AUGUUAGCUGUCAAUGACACCAAAUUCAACUACGCCAUGUUCCUUCUCAGUGGGAUAACUGGGCAGGAAGACAUCUAUCUCUGGAUCGCUGUCCCCUUCUGCUUAAUGUAUGCUAUUUCCAUCGUAGGAAAUUCAUUCAUUGUGUUCAUUAUAAAAACAGAUCCAAACCUCCAUGAGCCCAUGUACAUUUUGCUUUCCAUGUUGGUCAUCACAGACCUUAGCUUAUCGAUAGCCACCAUGCCAACAAUAUUGGGCAUAUUCUUGUUUAACUCCCGGGAGAUCAGCCUCGAUGCCUGUUUUGGUCAGCUGUUCUUCAUCCACGCACUUGGUAAAAUUGAAUCCUCUGUGUUGUUGUUGAUGGCUUUUGACCGCUAUGUUGCCAUUUGUAACCCACUGAGAUAUACUUCCAUCUUGACCCUGUCCAGGAUAGCCAAGACAGGGGUAGUUUUUUUGUUAAGAGGGGUGGCUAUCAUAUUCCCUCUGCCCUUCCUCCUGAAGCAGUUCCGAUACUGUCGAACCAAUGUCCUCUCCCAUUCCUACUGCCUGCACCAGGAAGUCAUGAAGUUGGCUUGUUCAGAUAUUAGUGUCAACAGUGCCUACGGCUUGUUUAUUACACUCUCCACGGUGGGGUUGGACUCUCUGCUCAUCCUCUUGUCUUACGUGAUGAUCCUCAAAACAGUGCUGACGGUCACAUCUCGCACGGAGUGUCUCCGGGCCCUAAACACCUGCGUCUCCCACCUCUGCGCCGUCCUGCUCUUCUACGUACCAGAGAUCGGCUUGCCUGUGAUCCACAGAUUCGGGAACAGCUCCACUCACUUGCUUAAAAUUCUCCUGGGCUAUGUCUACCUGCUGGUUCCACCCUUGAUUAAUCCAAUCGUGUACAGUGUAAAAAGCAAACACUUGCGUAUGAGGAUAAUGAGGAUACUGUUCAAGUGA